Molecule: messenger RNA, 1410 nt
Organism: Kazachstania africana CBS 2517
Lineage: Eukaryota; Fungi; Ascomycota; Saccharomycetes; Saccharomycetales; Saccharomycetaceae
Gene: ERG4
Product: delta(24(24(1)))-sterol reductase
Exons: 1
Coding region: 1-1410 (469 amino acids)
Biological process (GO): ergosterol biosynthetic process
Cellular component (GO): endoplasmic reticulum membrane
Molecular function (GO): Delta24(24-1) sterol reductase activity
Source: RefSeq, a predicted model, not a curated record
AUGCAAACAAGAUCAGCAAGUAGAGGGAAACAGAAAGAAGUCGAAGCCGCUACUUCUUUUUUGCCGCAAGGUAAGUAUUUGAAGCCUGAAGAAAUCGAAUAUGAAUUUGGUGGAGUCCCUGGUGUCAUUGGAAUGCUUGUUGGCUUCCCGUUACUCAUGUAUUACAUGUGGAUAUGUGCAGAGUUUUACAAUGGGAAGCUUGCAUUACCCGCUCAUGGUGAGACAUGGUCACAUUUCAUUGGGACUCUGUAUGAUAUCUUCUUGAAACACGCUAUUCCAAGCGCUCGUGCAUGGACAGUAUUUUUAACAUUCUGGGCUUUCCAAAUUGUUUUCUACUAUACAUUGCCUGGUAUUUGGACGAAAGGUCAGCCAUUGGCUCAUUUAAAAGGUAAACAGUUACCUUAUUAUUGCAAUGCUAUGUGGACAUUCUACGUGACAAAUGUGUUGGUCACUGUACUCCAUUUCACAGGUCUCUUCAAGUUAUACACUAUAAUUGACUUAUUUGGCGAAAUUAUGACAUGUGCUAUCGUCUCUGGUUUCAGUUUUUCCAUCGGUUUAUACCUAUGGACGUUGUUCAUUAGUGGAGACUAUCAUAGAAUGACUGGUAAUCAUCUUUAUGACUUCUUCAUGGGUGCUCCUUUGAACCCAAGAUGGGGCAUUCUUGACUUAAAAAUGUUUUUCGAAGUCAGAUUACCAUGGUUCACAUUAUAUUUCAUCACAUUAGGUGCAUGUUUCAAACAAUAUGAACUGUACGGAUACGUCACACCUCAACUAGGUGUCGUCCUCUUAGCACAUUGGCUAUACGCUAAUGCUUGCGCUAAAGGAGAAGAACUUAUUGUUCCAACUUGGGAUAUGGCCUAUGAAAAAUUUGGAUUCAUGUUAAUCUUUUGGAACAUUGCUGGUGUCCCAUACACUUAUUGUCAUUGUACUUUAUAUUUGAUUUAUCACCAUCCUACUGAGUACCAAUGGUCCACAUUAUAUAACUUUUCCUUAUAUGCUGUCCUUCUAUGUGCUUACUACUUCUUUGACACUGCCAAUGCCCAAAAGAAUGCAUUCAGAAAACAAAUGGCAGGUGACAAACAUAUUAGGAAGACUUUCCCAUAUUUACCAUACCAAAUUUUGGAAGAUCCAAAAUAUAUGGUCACCGCGAAUGGCUCAUAUUUACUAAUCGAUGGUUGGUAUAAAUAUGCCAGAAAGAUUCAUUAUACAGCUGACUGGACACAGUCUCUAAUAUGGGCUUUGUCAUGUGGUUUCAGUUCUCCAUUCCCAUGGUUUUUCCCAGUUUUCUUCUUCGUCGUAUUAGGUCACAGAGCCAUGAGAGACCAAACCAAAUGUAGAAGAAAGUAUGGUCACGACUGGGAUAAAUAUUUGGAACAUUGUCCAUAUUUGUUCAUCCCAUACAUAUUUUGA